Messenger RNA from Ornithorhynchus anatinus (platypus), 1639 nucleotides. It is a transcript of the gene PLLP, whose product is annotated as plasmolipin. The coding region runs from base 124 to 687 and encodes 187 amino acids. The record is from RefSeq and is a predicted model, not a curated record. Gene Ontology annotation, molecular function: structural constituent of myelin sheath. The transcript has 4 exons. Lineage: Eukaryota; Metazoa; Chordata; Mammalia; Monotremata; Ornithorhynchidae. Gene Ontology annotation, biological process: myelination. Gene Ontology annotation, cellular component: membrane.
GGCCCUCGCUGGGUGCCCGGGCCCUGCCCCCUCGGGCCUGCAGAGCGCAGAGCGCAGUGCUUGCGCUCCGGGGCCGGCGCGCUUGCCCCUGGAGAGGGGCUGAGCCCCGCAGCCCCCCGCACCAUGUCCGAGUUCCCGUCCAAAGUCAGCACCCAGACCAGCACCCCGGCUCCGGGGACCCCCCGCUCCACCCUCCCCGGGCUGCGCGCCCUCCGCCCCGACCUGCGCUUCCUCCGCUCUUCGCUGGCCGCCCUCAUGCUCCUGGAAAUGGUGCUGGGAUUGCUGGUUUGGGCCCUCGUUGCUGACACCCCAUACCAUCCCUACCCGGCUUAUGGCUGGGUGAUGUUUGUGGCUGUUACCCUCUGGCUGGCAACAAUCAUCCUGUUCGUCCUCUAUUUCCUGCAGCUGCACGUGAAACUUUACAUGGUUCCCUGGCCUCUGGUGCUGCUGAUUUUUAAUGUGUCUGCUGCCAUCCUGUACAUCACUGGCUUCAUAACUUGUUCCGCGUCAGUCCAAAGCACAUCCCACCGUGGCUCUCUGUCCUACAACAAAAGGGCCGCGGCCUCGUUCUUUGCCUGUCUGGUGAUGAUUGCCUAUGGGGCAAGUGCUUUCUUCAGCUUCCAGACCUGGAAAGGAAUUGGCAGCAAUGCAGCGACCAGUCAGAUGACUGGCACUAACUAUGCUUAAAGUCACCAACGCCCAUGGGCCGCUUUGGUUCUGACAUCUACCUGGCAACGGGCUGAAGCUCUGGAGAGCACCGUUCACCAGAUACGAGGCCUACUGCCAACGUGGCUGUGGCCGAGGGCACCCAUUGAUGCCCGCCCUCCGUGACUUAGAGAAGCAGAAUCUCCACCCUGUAUUGACGCUGAUUGAUUACCCGCUGGUAGAUCCAAGAGAUAGGCUGAAGGGUGACCUUCUCAUCACCAAAUGCGUUCCUAUUUUCAGGAAGUUCCUGGGAGAGGAAGAGGGACAAUGGGUCUGUUCGGCCCCAGCUUUGUGGUGAACGAUAGACACGGGGCAACUGAAGAUUUUUACGACACUGUAAGCUCCUUGUGGGCAGGGAUCGUGUCUGCCUGCUCUGUUACACUGUACUCUCCCAAACCUGUAGUACAGUGCUCUGCACACCGUAAGUGCUCAAUAAAUACCAUUGACUCUUACUGUCCCAUCAGUAAGGUCACCUUAAACUCCCUGCAGUUAAAUGUACAUAAAGCUAACCAUAGGGGUCUUAGUGUUUCAAAAGGCUUAGCCAGCCUUAUGCUUAAAUUCCUUCUAAUCAUCUGAUUUCUUAAAACUUACUCCCUGUGAUUGUUUUAAUAACUUUUCUAAAGCUCAAGUUCCAUGGUAGAGUUUUAACAGCAUUUGACGGUGCAGAAUUCUCCCCACCCUCCUCCCACCAUACUUACGUGCUAGUUAAAAUUAUCCUUUGAGCAGAAAAGAAAAUGUCAUGUUCACUGGCGUACCAAACUAGGAGAAAAAUCAUUUGAAGUUAAAAAAAAAAAUUCUUAAAAAUAGUAUUAAGUCUUCAUCCUCGUUCUACAUAUCGCACGUACAAAGCAGCACAUAAGGGAUUUCUUGGUGAGUUUCAAAUGAGGUGGUUAUUUAGUGGUGAAAGACAUCGGUAUUAAAGCCUUUAAAAGGA